AAGUUCAGACCCGGGAAUUCCGAAGGCGGGGUCGGUACUGCCCGCGCGCGGAGACGGCGCCCCUCCUGGCCCCGGCUUCCUCGCUGUCAAACAGCCGCUGGAGCACCAGCCCUGGCCGGAGCCUGAGAGAUCCUGAGCUGCCGCACAGGCUGGCACUGCCCGGAGAGGGGACCGCUUCGAGACUGCACCUCGCGACUUGAAGGCUCCCGGAAUAUUCUGCAGCCUGAGGAUCUGAUUCAACUUCGUGCCAUAGGACAUCUUCGUCUUUGCACUAUACUGGGACCCUCACGAAAUUUUUCAGUUGGAAAACUGUUGACAGCCAAUCUUGCAUCGAAUCCUAGGCCCUUGCACUCUGAAUUUACACUAUUCGGGGAGCGUGCCCAAGGUUGAGAUUGCACAAAGCACAGUUCAACUCUGCAUCAGAGGGAAAGAGAACUUAGGCCAGCUGUGCAUGGCCCAGGAUUGGGAAGUGAUGGAUUCCUGAAGUGGAAGAGGUGGUGCAGAGGGGGCACCGCCCAUGCUGCCCUGCUUCCAGCUGCUGCGCAUAGGGGGCGGCAGGGGUGUCGACCUUUACACCUUCCACCCCCCAAGUGGGGCUGGCUGCACCUACCGCUUGGGCUGCAGGGCCGACCUGUGUGAUGUGGCCCUGCGGCCCCAGCAGGAGCCCGGCUUCAUCUCGGAAGUCCACGCGGAGCUGCACGCUGAGCGCCGGGGUGAUGACUGGAGGGUCAGCCUGGAGGACCAUAGCAGCCAAGAAAAUCAAACAGGACCAGAUCUCUCCACUUCUGACCCACCAUUUGUUUCUGUCGUUCUGUCUGGUGUCCCACCACCAACAGGGACUUUGGUCAAUAAUGUCCGACUCCCAAGGGGUCACAGGCUGGAGUUGAGUGAUGGUGACCUUCUGACCUUUGGCCCUGAAGGGCCCCCAGGAACCAGCCCCUCAGAGUUCUACAUGUUUCAGCAAGUCCGAGUCAAACCUCAAGAUUUUGCUGCCAUCACCAUCCCACGGUCCAGGGGAGAAGAGGGAGAAACCAGAGCUGGUUUCCGGCCUAUGCUGCCCUCCCAAGGGGCCCCCCAGCGCCCCCUCAGCACCCUCUCCCCCACCCCCAAAGCCACCCUGAUCCUCAACUCCAUCGGCAGCCUCAGCAAGCUCCACUUGCAGCCGCUCACAUUCUCUCGGAGUGGGAGUGGGCCGCAGAAUCCACCCGUUUCCACGACUCCUGGGGAAGUGAGGACCACCCCUUCGGCCCCACCCCCAAGAAACCGGAGGAAAUCCGCUCACCGCGUGUUGGCAGAACUGGACGAUGAGAGAGAGGCUCCCGAGAGCCUCCCACCCGUGCUUAUAGAGCCCAGGAAGAAACUGCUCCGUGUAGAGAAAACCCCACCGACACCCAGUGGAAAUCGUCGUGGGCGUCCUCGGAAGCACCCAGUGAGCAUCCCCAGGGCUCCCCCAGCAGCUGGGGGCGGGGAGCCCUGUGCAGCCCCCUGUUGCUGCCUACCCCAAGAAGAGACAGUAGCUUGGGUUCAGUGUGAUGGUUGUGACACCUGGUUCCAUGUGGCCUGUGUUGGCUGCAGCAUCCAGGCUGCCAAGGAAGCUGACUUCCGGUGCCCAGGCUGCCGUGUAGGCAUCCAGAGCUAGGGCGGCCACCAACACCAGAGGACAGAGCCGGCACCUCCAGGCCAUGGGGGGACAGGGAGUCCUAAGAGAUGCCUUCUUCUUCCCUUGCCUUCCCCUGGGGUGGUGGGGGGAUGAGUACAGAGGAAGGGUCCAUUGCUAUGGAUUAUCAAUUCAAGGCCCUUGUAGCCAAGGUGACAGAAGAGAUGGUUUCCUGCCAAAGAUACUGCUGCCUCCAGGAAGUUGCCAGUGAGCUGGAAAUCCCCACUGUUAUAAGCUGUUGUGGGUCCUUGUCAUGGACACUAGAAUGUGUGGUCAGGAGCAUUCGACUGCAGAGGGCCUGCCUGGGAGGGUGGCAGCCCCAGACUUGAGCAAGCAAGAUCUUAAUGGCAGCACCUAGCCUUCCUUACCUUGUGGAUAGUCCUGCCACUGACCAUGACUGUGACCUGACUUUUCAGAGCUUUGCUUCCAUUUCCGAAUAAAGAAUGAGCAGCUUCAUACACUCCAA
Sus scrofa (pig) is the source of this 2123-nucleotide messenger RNA. RefSeq names its product transcription factor 19 (gene TCF19). The record is from RefSeq and is a predicted model, not a curated record. NCBI's taxonomy places the organism in Eukaryota, Metazoa, Chordata, Mammalia, Artiodactyla, Suidae. Gene Ontology annotation, molecular function: protein binding. Gene Ontology annotation, biological process: regulation of gene expression. Gene Ontology annotation, cellular component: nucleus.